ACCCCACCCACGCCCCUCUCUCUCUCUGUGUGCCACUCGAGCCAUGGACAGCAUCGGCGAAGGUUGCACGGAGCUGAAGCGGGCCUACGACCGCUGCUUCAAUUCGUGGUUCUCGGAGCGCUUCCUCAAGGGCGAACAUCGGAGCGGCGCAGACCCUUGCGCGGAGAUCUUCAAGGGCUACCAGACGUGUCUCAAGAAAGCCAUCAAGGAGCAGAACAUUCCGCUGGACGGUCUGGAGUUCAUGGCGGGCGACGAAGAGUCAAAUGACUCGAGCAAAAGCUGAAGGAGGGAACGUCCGUCGACAAAGCGCCACGGUGGCUAGGAGAUGUUAACUGCCUCGCCUGCAAAUUUCCGCACGUCGAGAGGCCGCUGCCGUUGGGCGAUGCACGUGCGACGGCCAGGUGCGCCUCUGAAAAAGAGCUCGCAGAGAGGGCCUCAGCGCGUUGAAAUUUUCAGUUUCAUGCCACAGACGGGACCCGGCAUCAUCGACCACUGCCGGAAGAAGCUCCACCCCAAGCCCCACCAGCGACCGCCCGCCACUCGCGAUCCUACGGCGUGGGCCAAUCCGCCUAGCGGCUCCACGCGGGGCGAUUUCACCGCUCCAUCUCCUCCGUGGACAUUAAAAAAAAAUUCUCAUUGGGAUCGCAUAUCAUCACUAGCCCCCCGACCGUCUUACGUGUGUGUGUGUGUUUUGAACCGAGGGUUUGCGGUGGUGUAGCUAUUGGCGCGCUGCACGAACUACCCGCCGGCCCGAAUUCGAUUCCAGCUCAAGGUCAACACCAGUGACGAUUAUCUGAACCGGUUCUGGGCCUCCGCUAGGUCGACUCGGCCUCAAAUAUGUA
Molecule: messenger RNA, 842 nt
Organism: Petromyzon marinus (sea lamprey)
Lineage: Eukaryota; Metazoa; Chordata; Hyperoartia; Petromyzontiformes; Petromyzontidae
Source: RefSeq, a predicted model, not a curated record